GAGUUCCGCUUAUCGUCAACACGACCAAGAGUGUAUCAGGGGGGGACGUCCCAGUGGUGUGGGAACCUCCUUUGGUAGGAGCAUGUCCGGUUGUCAAAUACAAUGUGUAUUACAGAGAGGUUAUGUCAUCAGCGAGACAACAAGGCAACUGGUACUCGGUAGAGUUGGACGGAAGUCGCACAAGUUGUACGCUUCAUUUGAGCUGCAGGAAAGAAUACAAUGUGUCUGUUACCUCGAUUGGCGAAUCAGGGGAGAGUCCAUUCAAUGACAGCAAAAUUUGGAAUUUCCAAACCACCGGAGGCAUUCCUUCACCUCCAAUUAUAACCCCUAUGAAACAAGAAAUAUCGAGUAACAAUAUCACCUUAUCCUGGAGUCCUCAAACAGCCAAUGGGUGUCCGCUGACCAUGUACUCAAUACACUAUCGACUGAUUUAUCCGGGAGGAGCAGGGGAGUCCUGGAACCAAGUCAAUGUCACAAAUGUUACGAAGUCAAGCUAUACUGUAUCGUUAGAGUACGACAGGCAAUACACAAUUGAAAUGUCGGCGUGGAAUGAGCUGGGACAGAGUGCAAGGUCGAGGCCAUGGAUAAUAACAACAGCAUCAUCAGGUUCAAUUCAUAGGACUGCUGAAAAAGGCACGGUUAAAUCUUCAGUCUCAGGCAGUGGUAAAAUCCUUUCAACACCAUUGCUUGCUGGUUUAUUAGUGGGUGUUUGCAUCCUUCUGUUCGUAGUUUUUAUCGCAGUAAUCUACCUGAGACGUGCAGCAAGAAAAAGCAGAAAACAUGCUUCUGCCCUAAGGCUCAGGAGAUCGAAGUCCACCAUUUUUACCCUCCAUAACUGGGAAGUUCUUCCGGAACAGGUUGUAUUCGGGGAAGAGAUUGGUCGCGGGGCAUUUGGAAAGGUAUUAAAAGGCACCUUCAGAGAAUCACCUGGAACUGAGGUCUUCAUCGAGCCUAGAAAUGAGACGGUCGACUUCAAACCAGGAGAAACAGUGGCCAUUAAACUCCUGGGAGACAAGACAGGCGACGAGGCACGAAACCAGUUUUUGGAGGAAAUUGAACUUAUGAAAUCAAUCGGCUCACAUCCUAAUGUUGUUAGAAUGUUGGGAUGCUGGGUACACUCGGAUCCUAUCUUUCUCCUCUUGGAAUACAUUUCUUACGGGGAUUUGUUACAGUGGCUAAGAAACAAAAGGAUACAAAAGAGUUAUCAAAAGCAUUAUGAUAACUUCAACAAGCCUAUGCAACUUGAUGCAAAUCUGGUGCAGAUUAACGAAGAUGAGUCCAGAGAACUGCUAUCAAGGAGUGAAGAAGAAAGUGGAAAGGAUCCAGACACGAAGGGUAUUCCUAAGGCUGUUUCAACCUCAGUUUCUGUCUGUGCCUCGGGUAUUGAAAGUGUCUCGAAGGAAAAGACACCCGCCAUAGAUGAAGCAAAAACUGACGUGACAGAAAAGGUGCAGAAUCAUUACGAAAAACAUCCUAUUCAAGCCUCUCUAAGUGAUUGUCAUAAUAAUGUGGAACGGGACGAAGACUUCACAGCUAAGGAUCUUCUUGGCUUUGCGUGGCAAGUAGCGCGCGGAAUGGCGUAUUUAUCAGAUAAAGGAUUUGUCCAUCGCGAUUUGGCAGCUCGUAAUGUUCUUCUUGGUGAAAACAAAGUGGUGAAAAUUUCUGAUUUUGGACUCAUGAGGCAAACCCAUGAAAACGUUUACACACUGAAGAAAGGGAAAAAGAUACCAGUAAAAUGGAUGGCACCAGAAGCACUUUACAACAGUGAAUAUACAACCAAAAGUGAUGUAUGGUCUUUUGGAAUUCUCCUCUGGGAACUUUCCACAAUGGGAGGAAACCCUUACCCAGGAGUCAAUAACAAAGAGUUGUACAAUCUUCUUAAGACAGGAUAUCGAAUGGAAAAACCAGACACCUCUUCUGAUACAUUAUAUCAACUGAUGUCAGAGUGUUGGAAAGAAGAGCCCGAUGAGAGACCGACUUUUGAAAACACCACGAGAUUAUUAGAGGAAAUGAUGCAAGAGGACACGCCUUAUUUGGAUUUUGAAUCACUUGAUGAGUCAAAGGAGUAUUACUGCAGUCCAGAAAAGCUUUCUGAUGAUGAAGUCACAGCUUAAAGUUAGAUUGAGCUUUACGGCAGGAAAGAGGAAAGCUCAGAUGCAGAAAUCAGCAUCAUUGCGUACGAGUUGAAAACAGGAGAAGGUCUGAAUGGGGUGAUGGCUUUUUCAGCUAACGCUUAAUUUCUCUCCAUUGUAGUUUUCAAAAAAAUUACAGUUAACGUUUUUAUGACUAAUGGUUAAAAUUCGCUAAUUUAUUUCGCCUAGUGGCUAAUUUUUUCCGUUUUACUGCUUACGGUUAAACCCAUUGAGACACUCUUAGUAGCUAAACGGGUUUACCUCCGUCAGAGAAAGUGUAGUGUGAGUUUUAAAUUAUCUAUAGAUCAUAAAUGCAUUGUCCUUCCGAAUACUCAUUAAUUUCCGUAGAAUUUGUCCUGAACGUAAUCUUUGAGAGCGGCACCCUCUGUGCAGAACAAUUUAUGGUAAUGCAAACUGUUAUUUGGUUAACUAAAUCAUGGUUGACAGUAAUAUCCCCUGGCUCCGUGUGCUUCAGUUAGAGUUCAGGUUCCGCUGACGUGUGGGAAGGAGAUUAAAAGUGAAUGUAAAUUGCAUCCCCCACAUACAGUAUAUGCUCAAGUGAGACCGCUGAGAAUAACAAAACAGCUAGGCUCGAGCUCCCGGCCCUGUACUGUCGCACCCUGAAUUUCGGAGGCCAAACCGUGACAAAAAGUUAGUAUCCGGUUACAAAAUGAGCCUCACUCGUGUAUAAGGAUCAGCCGUUACCCUCAUAAUCAGAUGCGGGGAAAUUACGGAGUGGAACAAGGCUUUUGAUGAAGAUUUAUUUCCAAUUACUAGUUGAACAACAAACUUUUAAAACCUAAACAUUUUAAUGAUAACUGCUCCGUUCCCUUGAUUCUCUGGCGAGUAUUGUUUCAGCAGUAGCAUCCCCAGACUGCGAUAAUGGCGUAAAUUUCUGUACACAAUGGAUCAGCAACUUG
Pocillopora verrucosa is the source of this 3052-nucleotide messenger RNA. The record is from RefSeq and is a predicted model, not a curated record. NCBI's taxonomy places the organism in Eukaryota, Metazoa, Cnidaria, Anthozoa, Scleractinia, Pocilloporidae.